GCCGCAGCCGGAAGCUGUGAUCAGCUGAUGGAGGAGGAGCAGCGCGAGAGCUGAGCCAUCUUCCCCGGCCCCGGCUCUCUCUCACUCUGACAAUCUGCUGGAGCGUGGAAGACUGGGACGUAGGGGAAUCACCUGGCGUUCGGUGUCAUCUGGAGGCGGAGACGGUUCCUGGACGCGAGGACAGCCGGUGUCAGGCAGGCCGGUUCGUGGUUCGGGGACUGUUCACCUCCCGGGGGCUGCCGUCGGGGAUCGUCGGUCAAGGGACUGAUACAAAGAACGGAAUUCACUGAGCCGGACAGCGGGAUUACUGGCAUACUGUGGAUUAUUAGACAAGGCCCUGGUUGGUUCGGAUUUCUGCCAUGAAGACAUUUGCCGAGCGGAUCGCGUCGAGCUUCUUCAUGUAAACAAACACUGACGCUAGCUGAGCUUAGCCGACGGCUCGUUAGCUCCGUUGCUAUGUCACAUAGAUGACAUUAGGUCGGAGACGUCUACAAAAGUCUGCUGUCAGUUUGGUAAGACGAGGUGCUUUGUUGUUCCCCAAAACAGUCCGACCUUUUAGGUGUGAAGGUCUGAACGGACUGACAGCCAGGUGUCUGUCCAAUUACCAUAAUUAGCCGUCCAGCUAACGCAGCUAGCUGCUAGCUGCAUAUGUUAACGAAUGAGAGUCCAGUAAGGCACGAGCCACUCUGUUUUUGUUCGGUGUCAUCGCCCGAGCGAUAAGACUUGCGUUAGGCGAGCGAGUGGAGGCUUGACAAACGGAAGCUCCUGCUGAAAUCUAACUCAUCUUUCUGAAGCGCAGUGGUGGAAGGGUUCGCUGGAGCACCGGUGGAGAGACAUGGAGUAGCGCUGUCUGGGAGCACAAGUUGGAUACAUUCGGACAUAAAGCGGCUUUCACGAGUGUCGGGAGUGUUAUGUAGCAGCGUUGAGGCCCAGCCAGUCCCAGCUGUGUUUGGGUUGAGUCUUCUCCCCUCCCCCAGUCUUACUCUCCGCCGAGUUCGGAACUCGGCAUUUGCACACCGAACGGAAGCCGGGACACUCGUACUCUUGACGUGGAUGUCAUGGAACUGAUGUUCGCCGAGUGGGAGGACGGGGAGCGAUUCUCUUUCGAAGACUCGGACCGGUUCGAGGAAGACUCUCUGUGCUCCUUCAUCUCCGAGGCCGAGAGUCUGUGCCAGAACUGGAGAGGAUGGAGGAAGCAGUCCGCUGGACCCAACUCCCCGACUGCCAAGAUCAAAGACGGCCUGGUCAUUCCUCUGGUGGAGCUGUCGGCUAAGCAAGUGGCGUUCCACAUUCCCUUCGAGGUGGUGGAGAAGGUCUACCCUCCAGUUCCAGAGCAGCUGCAACUGCGCAUCGCAUACUGGAGCUUCCCUGAAAAUGAGGAAGACAUCAGGUUGUAUUCCUGCCUUGCCAAUGGGAGUCCGGAUGAGUUCCAACGUGGUGAGCAGUUGUACCGGAUCAGGGCAGUCAAGGAUCCUCUGCAGAUAGGCUUCCAUCUGAGCGCCACCGUGGUGUCCAGCCAGUCUGGUCAGAACAAAGGCGCCUAUAACGUGGCGGUGAUGUUUGAUCGCUGUCGCAUCACUUCCUGCAGCUGCACAUGUGGAGCCGGGGCCAAGUGGUGUGCCCACGUGGUUGCGCUCUGUCUCUUCAGGAUCCACAACGCCUCGGCAGUUUGUCUCCGAGCUCCAGUGUCUGAAUCUCUGUCGCGGCUGCAGAGGGACCAGCUCCAAAAGUUCGCCCAGUACCUCAUCAGUGAGCUGCCCCAGCAGAUUCUGCCCACGGCCCAGCGACUCUUGGACGAACUGCUGUCGUCUCAGUCCACCGCCAUUAACACUGUGUGUGGAGCUCCAGACCCCACUGCAGGUCCUUCAGCCUCUGACCAGAGCACCUGGUACUUGGAUGAGUCCACCCUGAGCGACAACAUCAAAAAGACUCUGCACAAGUUCUGUGGACCCUCACCUGUAGUGUUCAGCGAUGUGAACUCCAUGUACCUGUCAUCUACUGAGCCGCCGGCCGCUGCUGAGUGGGCAUGUCUGCUGAGACCUCUGCGGGGGCGAGAACCAGAAGGGAUCUGGAACCUUCUGUCCAUUGUCAGAGAGAUGUUUAAGAGAAGAGACAGCAACGCUGCUCCCCUGCUGGAGAUCCUCACUGCGCAGUGUCUCACCUAUGAACAGAUCAUCAGUUGGUGGUACAGCGUGAGGACAUCUGCCUCCCACAGCAGCGCCAGCGGUCACACUGGCCGCAGCAAUGGACAGUCUGAGGUGGCAGCUCACGCGUGCGCCAGCAUGUGUGACGAGAUGGUGGUGCUCUGGAGGCUGGCGGUGCUGGACCCCACCAUGAGUCCUGGCAGGCGUCUGGAGCUGGCGGCACUGCUGAAGCAGUGGCACCUGAAAGUCAUCGAGAUCGUGAAGCGCGGGCAGCACCGCAAGUCGCUGGAUAAACUGUUCCAGGGUUUCAAACCUGCUGUGGAGUCCUGCUACUUUAAUUGGGAGGUGGCCUACCCCCUGGAGGGAAUUACCUACUGCAGUGCUGAUCGGAAGAGCGCCACCUUUUGCUGGUCCAGGGCAGUGCUGCACCAGAGAGGAAUGAAGGUGGCAGCUGGAGCAGCGGAAGGUCUUGAGUCUGGAGGAGUGGGCCGAGUCGAAGGUGCUGCCGAUUAUAAAGGGAGAGUGUGCGGCCACUCACCACUGCAGGAGGUGGCGGUGAGGCCUAAAGAGACCGUACUGACCAAGAGGAAAGGAUUGUCUGUGAGUGGGGGAGGUGGUAUGCUGGUGCGCCUGGGAGGAAGUGUUUCUCUCGCUCUAGAAGAUGGAGGAGGCAAGUGCAUGUACAAGGGACCUGGUUCCUCCUCUGGAGGCAAACUAAAACUGACUCAGGGAGGUGGGAAGGGGGCGUCUGGAGGAGGGGGGCUCAGUGGUAGUAAACAUGCCAGUGCUAAACGCAGAACUAGCAGCGAGGACAGCUCUUUGGAGCCGGACAUGGCUGAGCUCAGCCUGGAUGAUGGGUGCAGUUUGGCUCUGGGGGCUGAGGCCAGCAACACCUUUGACUUUCCACCACCUCCGGAGCUACUGCCUGCUCCAAGCCCACUCCUCAGAGACUCGCGCAAGUAUGCCAGCGGUAGCAAAGCCUUCGACAUGAAGCGUGUCGGCCACGUUGCAGCCCCACAUCCAGCCACAGACCCUGCUCCCGCCUGCCCUCCUCCUAAAGAGACAGUGGUGGUGGUGAUGGAAGGGACCAGCAACUCAGAGAAGGAGAGCGGUCAGGAGGGGGAGGCGGAGCCAAGCAGAGAUGACGACGUGGACUCAGUCGGUAGUACGCAGCCAUCUGCCUCCACUGUGCCGUCAAGGUCUGGGAAUCAGACCUUGAACAAGACGGCACGUGGUCGCCGGGAGGCAGCAGGUGCAGCAGCAGUGGCAGGACCAUCAGCAGCAGCACCAGGAGCUGGUGCACAAGUGGCGGCAGGCCCUGAUUUUGCAGCAGCAGGCGAGGACGACUAUCAGGCCUACUACUUGGGUGCUGCUUCAGAGGAGGGAGCCGACCGUCAGGUGCUGGACAACCACCAGGAGGAGGAGCCUGACAUCUUUGCAGGAAUCAAACCUUUGGAGCAGGAGGGACGCAUGGAGGUGCUGUUUGCAUGUGCCGAGGCCCUUCACGCUCACGGCUACAGUAACGAAGCGUGUCGGCUGGCUGUGGAGUUGGCCCAGGACCUUCUGGCCAACCCUCCGGACCUCAAAGUGGAGCAGCCUCAGACCAAGGGAAAGAAGAGCAAAGUGUCCACCAGCCGUCAGACACAGGUGGCCACCAACACGCUGUCCAAAGCUGCCUUCCUCCUCACUGUCCUCACAGAGAGACUGGAGCUGCACAAUUUGGCCUUCAGCACCGGCAUGUUCUCACUGGAGCUGCAGAGACCACCUGCCUCCACCAAAGCCCUGGAGGUGAAGCUGGCCUAUCAGGAGUCAGAAGUGGUGUCUCUGCUGAAGAAGAUUCCCUUGGGUCUGGUGGAGAUGACUGCCAUCAGAGAGCGCGGCGAGCAGCUCAGGGAUGGAAACUUCUGUGACUACAGACCCGUGCUGCCACUCAUGCUGGCCAGCUUCAUUUUCGACGUGCUGUGUACACCAGUUUGUGCAGUCGUGUCGCCCACAGGCUCCCGCCCACCGAGCCGCAACCGCAACAACGAGAUGCCUGGCGACGAAGAGUUGGGCUUCGAAGCUGCUGUUGCCGCACUCGGCAUGAAGACGACCGUGAGUGAGGCUGAGCAUCCACUGCUGUGCGAGGGCACCAGGAGGGUGAAGGGUGACCUGGCGCUGGCCCUCAUGAUCACCUACAAAGAUGACCAGAGCAAGCUCAAGAAGAUUCUGGAUAAACUGUUGGACAGGGAGAGUCAGACCCACAAGCCUCAGACUCUCAGCUCCUUCUACUCCAGUAAACCGGCUGCAGGCAGCCAGCGCAGCCCAUCCAAGCACAUGGCAGCAGGGGGUGGCAGCAGCAGUGUCUCCAAACACCCCCCCUCCUCCACAUCAGCUGUGGCCACCUCAGCUGUGGCGCUCAGCAGUGAUGAUGUGACCCCCCAGGCUGAGGUGACGCCAGUGCAGAACCAGGAGAACAGAGAAGCGGGCUCAGAGGCAGCGCCUUCUACAAACGAGCAACAAAGUGAGUCAGCUCCAUUCAAGCUGGAAGCAACUGUGCCCAGUCGACUGGCUCUGGGGGCACGGUGCGGAUACAACCAGCGCUGGGGGUCGCCGGUCCGUCAGAAGAAGAAGCACACAGGUAUGGCCAGUAUUGACAGCAGCGCCCCCGAGACCACCUCGGACAGUUCCCCCACCCUGAGCAGAAGACCCAUCCGGGGCGGGUGGGGAGCCGCCUCCUGGGGCAGGGGCCAAGACAGUGACAGCAUCAGCAGCUCUUCCUCAGAUUCCCUGGGGUCGUCGUCUUCCAGCGGCUCCCGGCGAGCCGGGGGCGGGGCAAGGGCCAAGAACACCGACACCAGCAGGUAUAAAGGCCGUCGCCCAGAGUGCCACGCGCCCCAUGUGCCCAACCAGCCGUCAGAGGCUGCCGCUCACUUCUACUUUGAGCUGGCCAAGACGGUUCUGAUAAAAGCAGGCGGGAACUCGUCCACCUCCAUCUUUACGCAGCAGUCGGCCAGCGGGGGCCACCAGGGUCCUCACAGGAACCUUCACCUCUGCGCCUUUGAGAUCGGCCUGUACGCGCUUGGCCUCCACAACUUCGUUUCACCCAACUGGUUGUCCCGGACCUAUUCCUCGCAUGUGUCCUGGAUCACCGGCCAGGCCAUGGAGAUUGGGAGUGCCGCGCUCAACAUCCUGGUGGAGUGUUGGGACGGUCACCUCACCCCUCCAGAGGUUGCCUCUCUGGCUGAUCGAGCAUCAAGGGCACGCGACCCCAACAUGGUCCGUGCUGCGGCCGAGUUGGCUCUGAGCUGUCUUCCUCACGCUCACGCGCUCAACCCCAACGAGAUCCAGAGAGCACUGGUGCAGUGCAAAGAGCAGGACAACGCAAUGCUGGAGAAGGCCUGCAUGGCAGUUGAAGAGGCGGCGAAGGGAGGCGGAGUCUACCCCGAAGUGCUGUUUGAGGUGGCCCACCAGUGGUACUGGCUGUACGAGCAGUCGGUGGGGGGAGGCUCAAAUCAGCAGAGGGAAACCUCAGGCCGCUGCGGGGCGAACGGGGGCUCAGGCCGGAGGCCCCCUGAGUCCAGCUGUGGCAUCCUGGACAACGUGGGUGUCCUGGAGUCUCAGGGGGUCGCCACGGUCACGGCCUCUGUGACGGCUGCUGCCGUGGUCCCGGUCAUCUCCGUGGGCUCCACCCUCUACCAGUCUCACCCGCUGCCUGGACAGGCGAUCGCCCACACGCAGGGGCUGCAUCCCUACACCACCAUCCAGCCCCACCUGCCUACCGUCUGCACCCCUCAGUACCUAGGACACCCUCUGCAGCAUGUCCCUCGACCUGCUGUCUUCCCAGUGUCUGGUGCUGCCUACCCACAGGGGAUGCCACCGGCCUUCAUCGGGGCUCAGUACCCGUUCUCAGUGGCCACCGGCUCUCAGCCUCCGCUCGCCGCCACCGCCGUCACCUUCCCCGGUGUCCCGGUUCCGUCCAUGACCCAGAUCGCUGUCCACCCCUACCAUACUGAGACAGGCCUGCCCCUCAGCACCACCGUGGCAGUCGGCAGUGUCCACACGGGUCCCACCAUCCAGGCUAUCCAAGGGGCCACGCUCUCCUCCCAGCCAGGCUCUCUAGUGAGCACCGCUUUCCCAUCAGAGGAUGACCAGCACAACCAGCCCAUCAGCCAGCAGGGUCUUCACUACCUGCACUCUGCACACCGUGUCGGCAUGCUGGCUCUGGAAAUGCUGGGCAGGAGAGCUCACAACGAUCACCCUAACAACUUCUCCCGCUGCCCCCCUUACAUGGAGGAUGUGAAAUGGCUGCUGGGUCUCGCCGCCAGACUCGGGGUCAACUAUGUGUACCAGUACUGUGUGGGGGCAGCUAAAGGCGUCCUCAGCCCGUUCGUGCUGCAGGAGAUCAUCAUGGAGGCGCUGCACCGACUGAACCCCACUCACAUCCACGGACACCUCCGCACUCCAGCCUUCCACCAGCUGGUGCAGCGCUGCCAACAGGCCUACCUUCAGUACAUCCACUACCGUCUCAUCCACCUGAUUCCUGCCGAGUAUGAUGACUUUGUCAACGUCAUCCGAAACGCACGCAGCGCCUUCUGCCUGACGCCGGUCGGCAUUCUGCAAUUCAACGACGUGCUACAGAGCCUGAAGCGGGGGAAGCAGACGAAGGAGCUGUGGCAGCGCAUCUCCUUAGAGAUGGCCACCUUCUCGCCGUGAGGACCAGGGCGCCAUGACUCACCUCUCUCCCGUCCUGUCGGACGGAACGGCAAACCGCUGGACAAUCACUCUCAGCAGAGACUUCCUCCUCCUGUCAUGUUUAUGUGUUUGUACGUGAAGUGACCUCCUCGCUCGCUCCUGCAUUUUUUGUUUGAACGGAUUUCAUACUGCAACAUUCCUGUCCGGGGAGCUGGUGGCCCCGCUCACCUCCACCAUGGGCCCAGUCUUGGCAGUGCAGGAGUCUAAAUCACACUCAGUUUGAGCUUUUCAGUGUUUCGUUUUUUUAACAUUUGUAUUAAAUGUUUGUUUGCAGAACAACGCAGGAAACUAGCGAUGGUCAGAGGUGCUGUUUGUGUUGUUGUGUGGCGUCCAUAUUUACAUUUCCAAACACUGACGUAAGCCGGGUCAGAGGCUGAGCCGAGCUGCGGCAGAGAGAACUAUGUUAGUUGUGUGAGCCGAAGAGGACUUCAUGAGUUGUGUGAACAAUUUAACCUCAGGUAGCUUUUCUUAGUGAAGACAGACGACCCUGUGUGGUGGUAGAAGUACUGCACGAUGUUUUUAAUCUGGCUCACAGAGGACAUAUUUCCUAUUCGUGACGGUGGAACAAAUUGUUUGUAGUUUCAUAACAUUUUGAUUCCUGGAGUUUCAAACCUUUGCAAGCGUUUGAUGUUGUCCAGUUCAAGCCCUCGAUGUGUGAGCAGCACACUAGGGUGAUGUCGGAUGAGGAGGAAGCUCUGAGUUCAUAACUAGAGAAGGUGUCUAGGACGAGGAAGUCACACCUGUGACGGGUGAGAUCAGGUCCUGGCUCCUGAAUCGCACUUCUGCUCUUCACUCCGGCCUGCCGCGCUCGAUUACCACCCUCCAACACGUGUGUUGACGAUGAACCACGUAACUCGGCAGCGAUGCGCGUCAGUCGCUGCCCCGGCAAGCUCGGCUCAGACCGCAGUGCCGUGACUCGGAUGCGUCGACAGUCCAUCUGUCUGGCAGCUGCACGCUCCGAGUCCCUCCGGACGACGACAGUGACCUGGUAGAAAUAUACUGUGAUAUUUUUGUAUUCUCAAGAAGUGUAGUUCGUUUGAAAGUUCUUUAUGUCCUGAAAGUUCUUAUCAGAGGUUCAAAAGAUAAAAGCAAUACUGAAGUGUAGAGUUUACUUAAUAAAGACAACAAACUAAC
Molecule: messenger RNA, 8012 nt
Organism: Synchiropus splendidus (mandarinfish)
Lineage: Eukaryota; Metazoa; Chordata; Actinopteri; Syngnathiformes; Callionymidae
Gene: zswim8
Product: zinc finger, SWIM-type containing 8
Exons: 26
Coding region: 1059-6839 (1926 amino acids)
Cellular component (GO): Cul2-RING ubiquitin ligase complex
Molecular function (GO): zinc ion binding
Source: RefSeq, a predicted model, not a curated record